UUGUUCCAUAGGCGGUGCUGUUCCGGGACUGAGAGAGAGAGAGAGAGAGGGGCAGGCUGGGGGAAGGAGAUACUGAUCUGUUCGAGAGGAUUUAAAUACAUAUAUAUACACAUCUAUAAAUGUAUAUAUAACUAUACAGAAAUAUAUACAUUAUUUAUUUAAAAACCUAUUGCACAAACGAAAAGCGACGGCCUGGGAGUGUAUAGACGCGGACAUGGACUGAGAGACACGACUUCGGGUUUGAUUUCAGGUCAGUUAUCAUGCAGUGAGGGGAGCUGGGGUGUGGUUCCUGAUCCCGCUAGCCCAUGCCCACAGUGCCAGACUGAGGUGCUCUGUCAGGGGCCUCUCUUGCUCCCUCGGUGCCCGGAGCCAUGGAGCACACGCGGGAGAAGGAGGGUGAGCGGCCGGCUCGGAACACCAAGACUGCUCAGAGCCGCAGCACACACUCUCGCCCGUCCGGCUCUGGAUCAUCUGGUGUGCUGAUGGUCGGCCCAAACUUCCGUGUGGGGAAGAAGAUCGGGUGUGGAAACUUUGGGGAGCUGAAGCUUGGUAAGAACCUUUACACCAAUGAGUAUGUUGCAAUAAAACUGGAACCUGUGAAAUCGAGGGCACCACAGCUGCAUCUGGAGUACCGGUUUUACAAAACUCUGGGCAGCACAGUGGAAGGGUUACCGCAGGUGUACUACUUUGGCCCCUGUGGGAAGUAUAAUGCAAUGGUUCUGGAGCUGCUAGGUCCCAGUCUGGAGGACUUGUUUGACCUGUGUGACCGAACAUUCUCCUUGAAGACUGUCCUCAUGAUUGCAAUUCAGCUGAUAUCUCGGAUGGAAUACGUUCACUCAAAAAACCUCAUCUAUCGGGACGUGAAGCCGGAAAACUUCCUAAUCGGGCGACAGGGCAGUAAAAAAGAGCACAUCAUCCACAUAAUUGACUUUGGUCUUGCAAAAGAAUACAUCGACCCAGAGACAAAAAAACACAUACCAUACAGAGAACACAAGAGCCUGACUGGCACGGCACGUUACAUGUCCAUCAACACACAUUUGGGAAAAGAGCAAAGUCGACGGGAUGACCUAGAAGCACUUGGCCACAUGUUUAUGUACUUCUUGAGAGGUAGUCUCCCAUGGCAGGGGCUGAAAGCAGACACAUUGAAAGAACGGUAUCAAAAAAUUGGAGACACCAAACGAAACACUCCCAUUGAGGUUCUCUGUGAGAACUUUCCAGAGGAGAUGGCGACGUAUUUGCGCUACGUACGGCGGUUAGAUUUCUUUGAGAAGCCAGAUUAUGAGUAUCUGAGGACUCUCUUCACUGAACUAUUCGAAAGGAAAGGAUAUACGUUCGACUACACAUAUGACUGGGUUGGCAGACAGAUUCCGACACCAGUCGGGUCAGUUCAUGUGGAUUCAGGAGCCUCGGCUAUCACUAGAGAAUCCCACGCCAACAGAGAACGACCUUCACAACAUCAGCCGCUGCGGAACCAGACGGUCAGCUCGGAGCACAGGGGAGCAUGGGACACUCAGCCUCAUCGGCACACCAACCUGUCAUACCUGAGCUCAUAUAUGGCAUCUGACCGGCAUGGGGGCUCUGCACAGGUGAUCAGCUCUACCAACGGAGAGCUGAAUGCAGACGACCCUCUGGUAGCCCAUUCUAAUGCACCAAUAACGACGCAGGCCGAAGUGGACGUCGUGGAUGAGGCCAACUGCGUGAAAAUGCUCAACUUGUGGUGCUGCUGCUUUUUCAAGCGUAAAAGGAAGAAGAGUUCCCCGAGGCACAAAUGAGCCAAAAUCUUCCUCUCCUUUCUUUCACUGCACUGCUGAUGUGAGCCUGUCCACGGAGACACAUAUUUACAGCUGGAAAAUGUUCAAGGCUUAUACACACAGUACACACAGUGGCCCUGCAAGAAUGUUAAAGCUUCUUUACAGUCCAGAGGCACCUGGACGAGACUGUCUCCCCUUUUGCACUCUUUUCAUUUGCUUCUUCAUUCUGAUCUUUCUUUAUUUAUGUAUUUUGAUGUUUUUAACGGACAUUUGCUUGUCCCAAUGAAAAUCUAGUCAGUAGAGGACAGUCAUGCUGAAUUCUUAUUAUUAAUUUUUUUUUUUUUCCCCAUGAACGGUUGUAUUUUGCUAUGAACAUUGAAACUUUUCCCUCAACUGUUAAGUCAUUUCAAUGAUCUUCUCUUGCUUGGCCUGUUUUCUGUUUUGUUUUGGUUUUUCCUCUUUUGUUUAUUUCAUCCACCUGCUUUUUGGACAGAGAGAAAUUCAUCACUUGGUGGUACCUGGACUCGAUAGCACAGAUUACUUCCACGUUUUCUUCUACACAUUCUGUGCCAGUUUGAAUAUAAAUGUCCGUUUACUGUAUUCAUCCCGUCAACACAUAAGCACAGCGUCGUCACCGAAUAACUCAUUCAACGCGAAGUUCGAAACUCCACACCACAAUAACGGUCCCGAUGAAACAAACGUGUUACACUGGAGACAAAUAUAAUUGCAUGUCAAAGUGCAAUACAUACGUACGGUAUGUAUACGCGUAUUGAUCUAAAGUGGUUUUGCAAAGAUGACAAGCUUGCGAAGGAUUUUGUCCCCCAAGACCAAAAUCUAAAGAAGAAAAAAAAAGAAUUUUACUCAAUAUAUUGAAGUAUUUAUCCUGAAGGUAUUUGUGGCAUGUUUGAUUAGGUAACCAAAAGCCAUAUUUCAUGUAUUUAAUCGUAUUGUAGUUUGCAUGAUCCAAUCCAUGGCUUCUCUUAAUACAUUUCCAGCAGGGGGCGUACUGUACGUGAGAAAGCCCAAAUCCAGCACCACUCAUGUUUCAGCUUGCAGAGCACAUUUGCUAUGUACGGUUAUAUAAACACUUUUAGCUUUGAAUGUGCAAUACUCAUUCCCAAAGUCUUAAAAGUUCCAAUUCUUUAUCACCAAUCGUUCCUUUCUAUUUUUUUUUGUUUCAAAUUUUCAAAUAAGAUAAAUAAGAUACAGAAGACGAGGCCAAUUGUUUAAAUGUUACAGUAGGUUUAUGUAUAUUGAUGGUUUUUGUAACGUGGGAUUGUGCAGUUAGGAGGAAGGAAUUUCUCAUUCUGAUUGUCAGCUCUUUCAUGUCCCCUGCUGAUGAUAAUGCCUUGAGUACAGAGCUGCAUUCACGUUAGCCAGAUCAUUCAAAUGAAUAUUCCUGGUGAACAAUACCAGACGGAUGGAGGGUUGGACAUGCUCAUGUUCUACCUGUAUGAACUCUGAGAUGGACUGCAAGCCAGUCAUAACAUGGCAUGUGAUUUACCUGCAACUAAUUACACUGAAUCUUUAUUAAAUGUAAAGAGCAUUUGUCUUAAUCCCCAUGAUGCUAGUGAGCUGUUGGGUAUUUGGUAAAACAGUGUUUAAGAUUGUUGCACCCUGACAUACUUGAUCGUUUGAGCGAAAGCUUAAUGAACCUUUUAUAUGCAUCACAUACUGGAUUUUCUUCCCUUGUUUUUUGCUUUGUAUUUCCGCUUCAGUCCUCAAGCUAGAUUUUGUUUAGGUGAUUAUUUUUAUUUUUUUCAUGAGUAAUCUAACAAACAGCUGCCUGUUUAUAGCAUUAAUUCUAUUGCAAAACAUUGUACUGUAAGUUUCUUUUUUUCCUUUUUUUUUUUUUUGUUUGCUUUUUGUAUUUGAAUAUGGAUUAUAAUUGCGGCCUGAAUGAUGGAUUUUUUUUGUUUCUUAAACAAAACAAACAUUUAUUUUGUAUUUAAUGAUUGAUGCCUCAAAUGGAAACAAUUUGAUGGUGUGUUUGUGCAUUGACAGUGCAUAUGAGUGUAUGUGGUCACUUUAUUUGUAAUUUUCUUGAUUGUGAAUAUUUGUGAAAAUUUCGAUUUCUUUUAUUUGGAGAACAUUGAGGUCUCAACAGCACCUCCUGGUGGGGUGAAUGACUGAAUCUGUGCUUUUCUCCUAAAUUAGCCAUAUAUGGUAAAAAAAAACAACAAAACAAACAAGCAAAAAAAUAUAUGUAUAUAUAUGUAUAAUGAUUAUUUGUGCAUAAUCAUUUAAGUUAUGACUUUAAGUUUGGACACUGACUGAACCAGUGUUGAAAUCAUUGUAUUAGCUGGACGUCUUCAUAUAAAGAGACUAGGGGACGUAGGACUGGAUUUCCCAUCCCGUGUGUUUAAUUUAGUCGUGUAUGGUUGAUAUUGAAACUGAUCAGAAUUUGUUUGAGCUUAUAUUAUUAUUAAUUGAAGCGUUUUACCUUUACAUUUGAUGUUGAUUUUUGUUUUGUUUUUGUGGGGCAGGAAGGAUCAGUGCCUUCGUCCCCAAGUCAGUAUCUGCUUCGAGUCAUAUAAACACUGGUUCAUUGGGGCAUUUGGAUUUUUUUUCUUCCCUAUCACUGAUUCCAGCACCAUCAACAUUUAUCAUGAUUAAUGUCUCGUCCACAAAUCCACGCUUGUUUACUUACACUGUUUAAUUCCCAGGUGAAUUGCGAUAAUGUGCUCACAUACAGACAAGCUGUACACAUUUAGAGAGAUCGUUCCUUAUGCAUAAUCUACUCAACGCUACAGUCUUAAACCAUGCUCUGGUUCCCUGUUCACACAUUAUGCCUUAUUGAAGGAAAGGAAAAAUGAAAAGAAAAGCUUUUUAUGAAACUAAGUAAAUAAAAUAAAGAAAUAACCUGAAAUAAAUCAUUGUAUCACAUCACAUAAAAAACUGAUUAUUGCAGAUUUAGCUUGAGAGAUUAAUAUUCAGAUAGUACAUUCUUUUGUUUAAUCUUCAAACCCACACAUAUGAUGGAACUGAAACCACUAUUAAAACCAUGUUAAAAUCAGUCAGAAUCUGUGUUGUAAAUUGUGUAAGAUAUUUAAUUGUUUGAUGGUUUGAUUUUGACUCUGCUUUGAUUCGGAUACAUGAAAAGAAAACACACACUUUUGAUUUCGUCUUGGACUAAAUGCUUUUAAUGAGAAUUUCUAACAAGAAGCUUUGUUCAUGUACAGUGCUAUCAGGGCUUAAUGUGUGUCUGGAUAAAAACUGACUCCUCGAAAUGUAUUAUUAAUGUUGUGUGUUUAAAAUUGUUGAAUGUCAUCUCAAAUUUUUAUUCUUAUGCUUUACCUGUGCUAAAGGGCUCCAGAUGAGAAGAAUCCAUUAGUUUGUUGUUUUGGAUUUUUUAUUUAUUUUUGUUUUGGGGGUUUUUUUGUUUUUGUUUUUUUUUGGAAAGUUUUGUGUUCAGAAAGACAGACAGCCUCUCUGUGUAAUGGCCAUUUUUCAGAGGCACCAAUAAAUACUUUUUAUUCCUUCCAACCAGAGGGGUAGCUCAAAUUUGGACCCUUUUUUAAAUGUAAAAUAAAAAAUGAUCUCUCUUACCCUUCA
Messenger RNA from Silurus meridionalis, 5306 nucleotides. RefSeq names its product casein kinase I-like. Gene Ontology annotation, cellular component: cytoplasm; nucleus; plasma membrane. Gene Ontology annotation, molecular function: ATP binding; protein serine/threonine kinase activity. The transcript is spliced from 14 exons. NCBI's taxonomy places the organism in Eukaryota, Metazoa, Chordata, Actinopteri, Siluriformes, Siluridae. The coding region runs from base 372 to 1772 and encodes 466 amino acids. Gene Ontology annotation, biological process: endocytosis; peptidyl-serine phosphorylation; signal transduction. The record is from RefSeq and is a predicted model, not a curated record.